This is a messenger RNA of Diospyros lotus (date-plum), 912 nucleotides long. RefSeq names its product coatomer subunit zeta-1. Gene Ontology annotation, cellular component: COPI vesicle coat. NCBI's taxonomy places the organism in Eukaryota, Viridiplantae, Streptophyta, Magnoliopsida, Ericales, Ebenaceae. The transcript is spliced from 6 exons. The record is from RefSeq and is a predicted model, not a curated record. Gene Ontology annotation, biological process: retrograde vesicle-mediated transport, Golgi to endoplasmic reticulum; intracellular protein transport; intra-Golgi vesicle-mediated transport. Bases 164 to 697 code for a protein of 177 amino acids.
AAGUGUAAUUUAAUUGAAACAUCCGUACUCUCGUGUCGUUCGGUUUCGGUUUUAUUUCUUCGCAUUUUCCCUUGCUUUCUCGCCGUUUCUCUUUGUGUUGGACCGAUCUGCGUACAGUCUUCAACGGCACUGCCUUGGAUCUCUCUGAAAUUACCGAAGAGAAAUGGAGUCAUGCCCAAAAGUGAGAAACAUUCUUCUUCUGGAUUCAGAAGGAAAACGCAUAGCCGUCAAGUAUUAUUCAGAUGACUGGCCAACAAAUGGUGCAAAGGAAACUUUUGAGAAAACCGUCUUUACAAAGACACAGAAGACAAAUGCUCGAACAGAAGCGGAGAUAGCAAUGUUUGAGAAUAAUAUUGUUGUUUAUAAGUUCGCUCAAGACCUUCACUUCUUUGUAACCGGGGGUGAAGAAGAAAAUGAGCUUAUCUUGGCCACUGUUCUUCAGGGUUUUUUUGAUGCAGUUGGUCUUCUCUUGAGGGGCAAUGUGGACAAGAAGGAGGCUCUUGAUAACUUAGAUCUUAUUCUUCUGUGUCUUGACGAAAUUAUUGAUGGAGGAAUUAUUCUUGAAACUGAUGCAAAUGUAAUUGCGGGGAAGGUUGCAAGCAAUAGCAUUGAUUCUGGUGCACCCCUAUCUGAGCAGACUAUAAGUCAAGCACUGGCCACGGCGCGGGAACAUCUUACAAGAUCCUUGCUCAAAUGAUACGCCUCAGAAUUCUCUUACUCUUAUUGUCCCCGUUGCACUAGUUAUAAGGCAUUGAUUUUGCUUCAGUGGGCUUCCUUACGUGGGGGUGCCAUAUGCAUUUCCAGAAGCUUCAUUUUUUGUUCUAAACUUUUGUUACAGCUUAAGCUUACUUGGAGUUGGAAUGAGAAAUAGUGGUAAUUAAUGGAGAAAAUGAAUGGCAGGGUUUCACAUAA